AUGACGGACGGCGGAAGUGUCAGCCCACUCGUGAGUGAAGAAAUCUUUAAGGCGUCCUGUGCCAGAGAGAUGGCUCUGCGCGCUCUGAUGGAGAAGACUGGCUAUGACAUACUGCAGGAGAAUGGACAGAGGAAGUAUGGAACUAACCCGCUGUGUGUUUCAGACUGGGAGGGGCCACCACCCCCACGAGGCUGCGAGGUGUUUGUGGGGAAGAUUCGAGACAUGUAUGAAGAUGAGCUGGUUCCACUGUUUGAGAGGGCUGGAAGGAUCUACGAGUUCAGACUGAUGAUGGAGUUUAGUGGAGAGAACCGCGGCUACUCCUUCAUCAGUACACCAACAGAGGCAGCUCAGAGAGCCAUCGAGACGUUGGACAACUAUGAGAUCAGACGAAAGUUCGUCGGCGUCUGUAUGAGUUUGGAUAACUGCCGCCUCUUCAUCGGCUCCAUCCCCAAGGACAAAUGGAAGGACCAGAUCAUGGAGGAAAUGAAGAAGGUGACGGACGGUGUCGUGGAUGUUAUCGUCUACCCCAGCUCCACAGAUAAGACCAUUAAUCGAGGUUUUGCCUUUGUUGAGUUUGAAUCUCACAAAGCUGCAGCCUUGGCCAGGCGGAAGCUCAAAUCAGGUGCCUUCCAGCUGUGGGGUCAUUCCAUCCAGGUGAACUGGGCUGAACCGGAGAAGAACGUGGACGUCAUGCAACGUGUCAGAGUCCUUUAUGUACGAAACCUAAUGCUGAACACCACAGAAGACACUCUUCAUCAGGAGUUCUCACACUUCAAACCGGGGAGUGUUGAACGGGUCAGGAAGCUCACCAACUAUGCCUUCAUCUACUACCGCUCGUGUCAUGAUGCUGUCACUGCACUCAGCCACAUGAAUGGAGCUGUGAUCGACGGGGCCAUGGUCAGCGUGACACUGGCCAAAAUGCCAGGCAUCAAAGAAGGGGGUGCGGCUGGGAGGAAGCACAGAAACAAAGGAUACCUGGGAAAUAAUUUAGAUUUUCCAGUGGCCUUUAACAGCAAUGGAAGUGUCUCUCAUCUUGAUCCUGGGACCUCAAGUCUAAGAAGGUUUGGCUGCUGUAAGAAUCAUCUAGACAGGUGUAUGUUACCCCUAUUCCCCGGGACCCCGCUGACCCCCACCCGCCUGCUGUCGGUCAAACAGGCUCAGAUCUGCUCCGCCGUCAGCCUCCUGGACUUCUACUGCUGUCGGAACAACUGGGCCCAGCCCGAGUACCACCUGUUUUCCACACCGGGCCAGGACGGGAUGCUGCUGCUGCUCUACAAGGUAGUGAUCUCAGCCACUCAGACAACAUACUUCCCUCAUAAACUGUGUUUGCUGCUGGAAGAUGCCAAAGAGCUGGCAGCGCAGACUGCUCUGUGGAACCUGGGUACUGCACACACAUUCACAUCCGCUCAGAUACAGAUGGCUGAUGUGUCUUCAGCAGUUAGCUUCAUGUAUAAACACAUGUACCUGUUAGCUGAGUGUGCAGACGAGGUGAAACCAGGUUAA
Molecule: messenger RNA, 1503 nt
Organism: Sphaeramia orbicularis (orbiculate cardinalfish)
Lineage: Eukaryota; Metazoa; Chordata; Actinopteri; Kurtiformes; Apogonidae
Product: probable RNA-binding protein 46
Molecular function (GO): RNA binding
Source: RefSeq, a predicted model, not a curated record